AUGUCCGCCGUCCAGCCUCCAUCGCGCCGCGUCGGUCCCCGCUCCAUCCAGUCCUUCUCCUCCUCCACUGCCGACAAGUCCACCGCUCCCAACAGGCCUCCCACAGCCAAGCCUGUCACCCUCGCCAAACGCAUCCUCUUCCCCACUCUUCCUGCCGAUGCCGACUUGCCUGCUCUCCUGCUCUCUCCCGAGGCCGAGCCUGAACUAAACGCAGAGCUUUAUGGCUUUAUCGCGCUUGCUCUACGAGCCUUCGUCAACACCUGGUGGUCCAAGAUCACGCGUUACGACAAGGAAUUCCUCCCAGAGAUCGCCCGCAUCCUCACCGUAGUGGUCCGUGCCUUUGAGGCCCGUUUGCUUGCCACCGACCUCUCGCCACUCGUCUUCCGCGACCUGCCGACGCUGCUAUCCCAGCACUGGAUCGACUACCGCAAUGCUCAGGCCAAGCUACAUACCUCCUAUGCUUCGGGAGGCGCGGCUUCCAUCGCCCAGCUCUUCCACCAGAGCCAGCCGCAUAUGGCCGUAUCCGCUGAAGGCGUCAUCGAUCCCGUGUAUGUCCGUCAGGCCGUCGACCACAUCCUCAAGACAUGCUUACCGCCAGAAGACUACGAGCCAGAGACGGAGCGAUACAUCGUUCGCGAGAUCAUCCUCAAGGUCCUGGUGGGGAGUGUGUUGCCAAGGGUCACCCAGCCGUGGUUCAUCCACAAGAUUAUACUCGACCAGUUGGGGCCCGAGAAGGCUGCGGGCAAGGUACCAGAGGUGUCGGAUCCGACGACGCGACCUCCGUUGGCCCGUCAGUCAUCCGCACAUUUCUCAUUCCAGUCUAUCGCCAUCGUCGUGCUUUCGGCCGUGCAGGCGGUAUCAGGCGUAUGCCUCGCCAUUCUGCACGCAUACAAGCAAGCGCGAGAUACCAUCAAGAAAGUGAACGAACGGAACGACCCAGGCGAAACAGGCUUCUUUGCCACACCUUCCAUCCCAGGAACCCUGAACCCCUCACCACGACCACCUCCCCCACAACCGACCCAUCUACCAUCGCCGACUUCGGAGUCAGGAUCAUUUUUGCAAGCACCCUCACGAACCUCCAGCACGUCCUCCCAUUCCCCUACACCCCCAUCUUCGUCUUCUCCCACCUGUGCACCCGCCCCCAUCCUGAACUACACCCACCCACCUCUUACCUUCCUGCUCUUGAUCCUCAACCCCCCACCUGCAUCCGCGAACUCGCCUUCGCCCUACACCACCUACACUACUGCGCGAGCACUGACGCACCUGCUCAGUCUCUUUGCGUCCCUCGCCGCACCGUUCCUCGGCCGGCUACUUCCCUACAUCCUCUACACCCACGUCCUCUCCCCUGGAAGGCUCUCAAACAUCAUCCGGAGCGCGAAGACAGCGAUAUUUCCUGACGGCUGGCCAGGACCACCUCCCAUUGACCCCACGCCUGAGGAGCAGGCCGAGACGCGUGCUGCAGUGCGGCGACGGCUUGCGGACCGUAUUCCUAGCGCCGUGGGCCCGUUACUUGGUCCAACUCCAGAAGCAAGGCUGGCGACGAUCGACGCUGCAUUGGCGCCGCUUGACGACGCCGCCUGCAACGCGCACAUGGCGAUGUUCAUCGUCGACCUCGUGCUGUUGACGGUAUUCCCCGAGAUGGGAGUAAGUGAAGACGUCUAA
Molecule: messenger RNA, 1662 nt
Organism: Epithele typhae
Lineage: Eukaryota; Fungi; Basidiomycota; Agaricomycetes; Polyporales; Epitheliaceae
Product: PXA domain-containing protein
Exons: 4
Coding region: 1-1662 (553 amino acids)
Cellular component (GO): intracellular membrane-bounded organelle
Molecular function (GO): phosphatidylinositol binding
Source: RefSeq, a predicted model, not a curated record